This is a messenger RNA of Manis pentadactyla (Chinese pangolin), 2238 nucleotides long. RefSeq names its product cytosolic iron-sulfur assembly component 3 (gene CIAO3). Lineage: Eukaryota; Metazoa; Chordata; Mammalia; Pholidota; Manidae. The transcript is spliced from 11 exons. Gene Ontology annotation, cellular component: cytosolic [4Fe-4S] assembly targeting complex. The record is from RefSeq and is a predicted model, not a curated record. Gene Ontology annotation, molecular function: 4 iron, 4 sulfur cluster binding. Gene Ontology annotation, biological process: iron-sulfur cluster assembly. The coding region runs from base 90 to 1523 and encodes 477 amino acids.
GCGCUUUCCGGCACCGUGGCGGAAUAGCCGUGUCGUUUCGCGCCUUUUGGCGACCUCUGUGCGCGGUGCCCCACGGCAGCGUGGCCGACAUGGCGUCGCCCUUCAGCGGGGUGCUGCGGCUGACGGACCUGGAUGACUACAUCGGGCCGUCGCAGGACUGCAUCAAGCCCAUGAAGGUGGACAAGAGGCCGCGACGUGGCAUGGCAAAGAUCCACAUCGAAGAUGAUGGGAGUUACCUCCAAGUCAGCCAGGACGGAGGGACCCAGAGGCUGGAGAAGGCCAAGAUCUCGCUGGAUGACUGCCUGGCGUGCAGUGGCUGCGUCACCUCAGCAGAGACCGUGCUCAUCACUCAGCAGAGCCACGAGGAGCUGCGGAAGAUUCUAGAUGCCAAUAAGCAGACAGCAGCCCUGGGCCAGCAGAGGCUGGUGGUCGUCUCGGUCUCACCCCAGUCCAGAGCAUCGCUGGCUGCGAGGUUCCAGCUGCAUCCUACAGAUACCGCCGGGAAAUUAACUGCAUUCUUUAAAAAAAUAGGGGUGCACUACGUGUUCGAUACUGCCUUCUCAAGGAACUUCAGUCUCCUUGAGAGCCAGCGAGAGUUCGUGCGGCGAUUCCGAGGACAGGCCGACCACAGGCAGGCCCUACCCGUGCUGACAUCCGUCUGUCCAGGCUGGAUCUGCUACGCAGAGAAGACCCACGGCAGCUUCAUCAUCCCGCACCUCAGCACCGCCCGGUCCCCGCAGCAGGUCAUGGGCUCCCUGGUCAAGGACUUCUUUGCCCAGCAGCAGCAGUUGACCCCUGACAAGAUCUACCACGUGACAGUGAUGCCCUGCUACGACAAGAAGCUGGAAGCGUCCAGACCUGACUUUUUCAGCCAGGAGCAUCAGACGCGUGACGUGGAUUGCGUGGUCACAACAGGAGAAGUCCUCAGGCUGCUAGAGGAGGAAGGCGUCUUGCUGUCGGAACUGGAGGCGGCCCCGCUGGACAGUCUGUGCAGCAGCGUGUCUGCCCAGGAGCCCACCAGCCACCAUGGCGGGGGCUCAGGGGGCUACCUGGAGCAUGUGUUCCAGCAUGCAGCCCGAGAGCUAUUUGGAAUCCGUGUGAAUGAGGUCACCUACAAACCCCAGAGGAACAAGGACUUCCAGGAGGUGACCUUGGAGCAGGAAGGCCGCGUCCUGCUGCGUUUCGCUGCUGCCUACGGCUUCCGCAACAUCCAGAACCUGGUGCAGAAGCUCAAGCGAGGGCGCUGCCCCUACCAUUAUGUGGAGGUCAUGGCCUGCCCUGCAGGCUGCUUGAACGGUGGGGGCCAGCUCCAGGCCCCUGACAGGCCCAACAAGGAGCUCCUCCAGCACGUGGAGAGGCUGUACAACAUGGUCAGGACAGAGGUGCCCGCGGACGUGCCGGGGGUCCAGGAGCUGUACGAGCGCUGGCUGCAGGGCGAGAGCUCAGAGCGAGCCACCCGCCUAUUGCACACACACUACCACGCGGUGGAGAAGGCCAGUUCUGGCCUCAGUGUCCGGUGGUAGGAGACCCCGAGAGUCAGCCAGACCUACCGUGGCCGGCACUGGCACUCCCAGGAAGGAAGACCCCAGGGAGUGCUCCCCGAAUGUUGAGCUGCAGAAAACGUGCUGGGACCGAGUAGGAACACGACGGAAGCCACAGUUUGCAGCCUGCGCUCUCCGACUCCCACUGUGGGGGCUGGAGCUUCCCCAAGGUGCUGCAGCCCCUCCUGAGCCCACGCUAUGGCAGUGCCUGUUUCUCCUGGUCCUGGUGGCCUGAGCAUCCGAGGCGUGCCUGUCCCAUGGGGACUUUAAGGCGGAGCAAAAGGGGGUUCUUUUUCACUCAUUUCUAGAGUCCUUGAGGCUAAGCUGUGGAGGGCAGCAAUGGGCCAGAUCUGCCAGCUGGCUGAGCUUACAGCCCAGUGUGGGGAGCCCCACUGUGUGGGACAGCAGAGGACACGAAAGGGGCCCACAGCCCGUCACACCAUGGCGGGGAUGGCUGCCUGCUCCACCUGGAAGCACGCGUUUGUUCUGACAGAGCUGUGGCCUCCAGCGCCUGAGAACCUGUGUUCUCUGGGCCCAGCUCCAGUGGGAACAUCGGGGCCGGGCCUCCGUGGUUGUGCUGGCCAAGUCCUAGCUCCACGGCUGGGUCCCCUGUACAAAUGCAGGGAAGGGCAGAAUGGGCCGUGCCUCCCAGGCCCGUCCCCGCCUAACUACUCAAAUAAAGGGGCCUCUCCCAAAA